AUGGAUUCUAAUAUUCCCAUUGUGAACUAUCAACGAACUGACGCAACUCUUCUACUCAAUCACGCUGAGAGGCUCUUUGAGAAUGAUGUCUUCCACCAAUAUUUAACUCCUCCUCAACUUAUCGUUUUGAACAAAGUACUCUCAGUAGAAGAUAAUGAGAUAAAGGGAAAGAUUUGGGAGGAAUUGAUGAGUGGCAAUGUUUUUCUAGAUGUAGAAAAAGUUGUAGAAGACACGACCAAAGCUCAAGAAGAAAUACAAAUGAACGAAAGAAGCGAGAUAGAGUCGAGUUCUAGUCAGGCCAGAGCUGAUAUUCAAGAUCUCACUGUAGAAGGAAGCAAAAAAGUUGAAAUUAAAUUGGGAAAUGAUGAUGAAAAAUCGGAAGAAAAAGAAUCUGUGGACACGCCUUCUGGUAAGGUCAUAAGUGAUCUUGCAAAUCAAGAAGUACCGGCACAAUCGCGAAACGGAAAUAGAAAGGAGGAAGAUGUAACAGAGGAGCCAGAUUUCUCAGAGUUCGACCUUCAGGAUCUGCAACAGCAGAUGUGCGGCUGCGAUUUUGUCGGUAACCUAUCACUAAAGAUCAGAUACGUCCUAUGGGAGCGAGCAAUCGAUCCACUUUAUGAUAUUAAAAGUCAAGGCAAUUUGAAAUCGUCUAAGUUAGAGGAGACUCAAACAGCUAAUCUUGAGCAAGCCAAGAGUGCAAUCGGCUCACUCAAAAUUAUCACUCAAGAAGCGGAAACUUCCACGAGUAACAUUCAUGAUGAAGAUGAUGAUUACGAUUUUGAUGAUGAAGAAGAAAAGGAAUCUGCACCAGAAAGAUCCGAUGAACGUCAAAAUUCGACAAAUACACAAAUGACGUAUCAAGAAAAUGGAAGACUUAUUUUAAAAUUGAAAAUUUCCAAAGAAACAUUGGCUGAAUUGGGAGUUACAAAUACUCAGUCCAUAAUAGAAAAUUUCAACAAGAUUUACCAUAAUUUUGAAAAUGAUAGGGAGACGCUUCUCAAGAGACUAAAGUUGGAGGAAAGUGACAAGCUGUUGGAACCCUCAAAAAAGAGAAAAAGAAGUGAUUCAUCGGACGAGGCUAAAGAACAAGACGAGGAAUACGCAAGCGACAUCGAGAGCAAAAAGCCAAAAACGAAUGGAUCGCUUAUGUCAAAUUUACCUGUUACACUGGGUUCUGCGAAUUUAUCUCUCAAACAUUUGUUGGCUUCAAUACAAGAAAACAAGUCUAAGCUUAGCAUAUCGGACUAUGAGCUAAGGCAUUUAAUCAUGGACGUCCGGAAGAAUCGAUCAAAGUGGGCUUCUGACGAUAAAAUUGGUCAGGAAGAGCUUUAUGAUGCAUGCGAGAAAGUCGUGUUAGAGCUUCGAAACUAUACUGAGCAUUCGACUGCUUUUUUGAAUAAGGUAAGCAAGAGAGAGGCACCAAAUUACUAUCAAAUUAUCAAGAAACCAAUGGACCUCAAUACCGUCCUGAAAAAGCUCAAAACUUAUCAAUAUACCUCUAAACAACAGUUUGUGGACGAUUUAAUGCUCAUUUGGAAAAACUGUCUGACAUAUAAUUCGGAUCCUAAGCACUUCUUGCGCGGUCAUGCUAUAGCAAUGCAGAAAAAAUCUCUAACGUUAAUUCCUCUCAUACCUGAUAUAGUCGUCAGGGACCGCACGGAAGUUGAGAAGGAAAUUGAAGAAAUUGACAAGGAAAAUGGAAAGGACGUCGAAGCAGAGGAAGUCUCAGGAACAGGAAGAAAGGGUGGCAAUGUGAGGGGCAUUAAACAUGUCUCUGAAGAUGACAUAGCAGUAGAGAAUAGCAAAAAGAGACAAGAGGGGGUAAACCAAGAAUUACGGAGCGGAGGAUCUUCAGAAACCAAUUACCAAGCAGCUGAUUUACCAACGCAAGACAAUAGUCAUGAUAGUGAAAGACAGAAGAUUAUCGACGGUAACAUAAACUCAUUAUCACAAGAAAACAGAGAAACCGAAUCUGGCAAAAAACUCGAGCAUGAAUCUGUCUCAACGCCGAAAAAAGCAGAUACCGACAAUUACGAAGCAGCAGAAGAGGAAAACAAAAAGAAUAUGGAACAAGAGGAGGAGAAAGAAGUAGAAGAAGAGGAAGAAGGAGAAGGAGAAGGAGAAGCAGAAGGAGAAGGAGAAGUAGAAGGAGAAGGAGAAGGAGAAGUGGAGAUAGAAGAAGAAGAAGAUGAUGAUGAAGAUGAAGAUGAUGAAGGUGGACUUGAUUCAGAGAUGUAUCUUGUUGAAAGAGACGACGACAAGGACGAUUUAGAAUUAUCAACCUGGAAGAGUCUUACUGCAACAGCAAGAGCUGAGAUUUGCGUUAAAAGGGCCAAUCUUUUCAAAAGCGGAAAGCUGAACAGCGAUUCGGUAGCAAUUCUAAGAAAUCCUGGAAAAAUGAAAGAGUUUGAUCAAUUUCUGAAAGAAUAUAAAGAAGAAAAGGAAGGUGAGUUGCAAAGAAGGAAACUAGAACAGGAAUCUAUGAUGAAAAAUGGUUUUGGUACAGUUAUUAAACAAGAAGAAGAUGAAAUUUCCCAAAUGCAACUACAGGAUACGCAAAGUUUAGUUGCGGGUAGUGGUAUAGGUAAGGACUCAAAUGAAAUCGAAGUAGAUGAUUCAAUGUUCUUGAUGGAAUACAAUGUUGCUAAUGCUGUUCCAGAGUUGGGAUACAGAGGAAUUGAUAAUGAAAUGCUAGAUAAAGAGGAAGCUGCCAUGGUUCAACGUAUAUUGUCCGAGGGACAAAAAGGACCCAGUGCCCUGAUUGCAAAUAGAAAUUUGGGUUUAUCGCCCAAAAUGGACUCCAAUAUUCAUCUUAUUCAAGAAAUUCGACACAUUUGCCAUAAGAUCUCAUUAAUAAGAAUGCUACAAAAUCCACAAAACCCGACACAGCAAUCUAAAAAUGCUAUGGCGAAUGCCAACAACCAGAUCUGGAAUACUCAUCGCUAUAAGUACACUGACAUUGAUGAAAAUUUGGACAUAGAUCCGGUCUCACGAUUAUCGACACACAAUUACAAAAACGAUAAACAAUUAAUUUGGAGAGUGAUGCACAAAAAUGUUUCCAAAAUUGCAAUGUCUAAUGGCUUCGAAAGUACUCAACCUACUGCUAUCAAUAUGUUGACCGAGAUUGCUGGCGAUUAUCUUUCUAAUUUGAUAAAGACUAUAAAAGUUCAUCAAGAAAGUACCUCUCUGAACAUUCAAAAGCCAUCUGACAUAUUACGUAUGUCACUGCAAGAAAAUGGUAUUAAUAAACCAGACGACCUGUACACUUACAUUGAAACUGAGUUCAUCAAAAAAACGAACAAACUAAAAGAUAUAAAACAGAAACUGAAUGCGUUUUUAAAAGAUCUUUUAAGACCUACUUUACAAGAGCUAUCAGAACGUAAUUUUGAUGAUGAGAGUCAAAGUUUCAUGACAGGAGACUUUUCAACUGAGCUAACUGGGGAGGAUUUUUUUGGAUUCAAAGACUUGGGACUUGAUAAGGAAUUUGGUGUACUGAGUAACUCAGUGCCAUUACAGCUGUUAACUUUCCAGUUUAGAGGCAAAGGUGCAGAAACAAAAGUUAAGGACAAAAAAAUUCAGCCGGAAGAAUUCGACAACGUCACCUACAAAUGGGUAACAAGAGAGCAUAUCGACCAGGGUAUGUUAUGGGAUACUUUGAAACCACUACUGAAUAAGGCUUACAAUAGAACUAAAACCUAUUAUUCAAAAAACGGUAAGAAUAAAGCGUCUGAAAUUCAUGCAGCAGAUGCGCUUGGCGGAGAUUUGUCACAAAAAUUGCUUGAAGAUGAUGACAUUCCUGCGAAGUCAAAAUCCUCUGGAAAGCCUAGGCUACCUCCAACUGGCAAAAUCAAUACAAAUUACAAGAAGAAGCUAUUAGCUGACGCAUUUUUCUUACCCGACACACCGGACGAGGAUAGGGAAGAAAAAAAGCUCGACACUAAUCAAAGUAAGAUCGUGGAUAAUAUCGCGGCGGCUGAUUCAAAAGAUUUUGAAGAUCUUUUUGGAACUGAAAACACUCCUCCAGGAAGCUCGUUUAGUUUGAGUUUACCGAGGGUAGAUGAAUAA
Molecule: messenger RNA, 4065 nt
Organism: Lachancea fermentati
Lineage: Eukaryota; Fungi; Ascomycota; Saccharomycetes; Saccharomycetales; Saccharomycetaceae
Source: the annotation of a GenBank genome assembly